AUGUACCGCAACGACCCCCUCGCCAUGUACAACCAAGGCCUGCUGUCGCGAGGCGGCCGCCCUCGCCGCUUCGACGAGUACUACCGCUGCUACCCAGUCCUCAUGAAGACCGACCGUCAAGACGUCAUCCACGGCGGCAAGGUCUACCUGCCCGCCUCUGCCCUCGACAAGCUCACCCAACUGCACAUCACCUACCCCAUGCUCUUCGAACUCAUCAACGGCGCAAAGCAAACAAAGACGCACGCCGGUGUCCUCGAAUUCACCGCAGAAGAAGGCAAAAUCUACCUCCCCAACUGGAUCAUGCGAUCGCUGCUGCUGGAUCCUGGAGACCUGUUGCAGAUCAAAUCUACAGACUUGCCUUCUGGUUCCUUCAUCAAGCUGCAACCGCAAAGUCCUGCUUUCCUCGACAUCUCGGACCCCAAAGCUGUGCUGGAGAAUGUAUUUCGCAGCUACUCCUGCCUGACCAAAGGCGACAUCUUCUCCUUCAACUACGUCGAUCAAAUCCACGAAGUCGCCGUCCUCGAAGUAAAACCAGACAAGGACUCCCACAGCAUCAGCGUCCAAGAAACAGAUCUGAGCGUCGACUUUGCCGCCCCGGUCGGUUACGUAGAACCAGAGCGCAACAGCGGCACCUCCACACCUUCUCAGGUCAAGAACAUGGGCGGCGCUCUGCACACCCAAGGCACAAUGGCCCAAGCGAUAAACUACGAUGCCAUUGCCCCUUCCUCCACCGACGCCGCAACCGGCCACGCGGCAGCUGCCUCCCACUUCCUCUCCCAAGGCCACCGCUUGGUCGCAAAGAAAGGCAGCAAAACCGCAACGCCCUCCUCGACCGGCACUUCUACCCCUGCUGCUCAACAAACAGUGGGAAUACCUGGUAUGGCCAAGACUCAGCCUCGUAGAAAUGGCCCUCAGCCACUGCGUUUGGAGCCGAACAAGUUGUUCUUUGGCUACGAGGUCAAGCCCAAGCCUGCGAAGAAAGACGAAGGCCAAGAGGAGCAACACCAGAAAAAACACUUUUUCUCAGGUGAGGGACAGACUCUUAGGAAGAAGAAAUGA
This is a messenger RNA of Aureobasidium namibiae CBS 147.97, 1059 nucleotides long. Its product is annotated as ubiquitin fusion degradation protein. The transcript has 2 exons. The record is from RefSeq and is a predicted model, not a curated record. Gene Ontology annotation, molecular function: polyubiquitin modification-dependent protein binding. Lineage: Eukaryota; Fungi; Ascomycota; Dothideomycetes; Dothideales; Saccotheciaceae. Gene Ontology annotation, cellular component: VCP-NPL4-UFD1 AAA ATPase complex. The coding region runs from base 1 to 1059 and encodes 352 amino acids.